Molecule: messenger RNA, 5600 nt
Organism: Prinia subflava (tawny-flanked prinia)
Lineage: Eukaryota; Metazoa; Chordata; Aves; Passeriformes; Cisticolidae
Gene: CDS2
Product: CDP-diacylglycerol synthase 2
Exons: 13
Coding region: 88-1434 (448 amino acids)
Cellular component (GO): endoplasmic reticulum membrane
Molecular function (GO): phosphatidate cytidylyltransferase activity
Source: RefSeq, a predicted model, not a curated record
CGCCGCCCAUUGGUCGGCGGCGGUUUUGCCGGUGCCGUGUCGCCCCCUGGCGGCGGCGGCGGGCGGCGCGGCGGGCGCGGGUCCGGCAUGAGCGAGGCGCGGCUGCGGGCCGGGCGCGGCCCCGGCGGGGCGCGGGACCCCCAGGACAAGGAGUCAGAGUCUGAGAACAAGCUGGAUGGAGAGACAGCGUCAGACAGCGAGAGCAAAUCCGAGUUUUCGGGUUCAUCCCCAGUGCCAACCUCGGAUGACACCCCAGAGGUGCUGAACAGGGCCCUCUCCAACCUGUCCUCAAGAUGGAAGAAUUGGUGGGUGAGAGGCAUCCUCACGCUGGCAAUGAUCACCUUCUUCUUCAUCAUCAUCUACUUGGGCCCCAUGGUCUUGAUGACAAUAGUGAUGUGUGUCCAGAUCAAAUGUUUCCACGAGAUCAUCACCAUUGGCUACAACGUGUACCACUCGUACGACCUGCCCUGGUUCAGGACGCUCAGCUGGUACUUCCUGCUGUGUGUGAACUAUUUCUUCUACGGCGAGACGGUGACCGAUUAUUUCUUCACCCUGGUGCAGAGGGAGGAGCCCCUGAGGAUCCUCAGCAAAUAUCAUCGCUUCAUCUCCUUUGCCCUCUACCUGACAGGUUUCUGCAUGUUUGUCUUGAGUCUGGUGAAGAAACACUAUCGUCUCCAGUUCUACAUGUUUGGCUGGACCCACGUGACGUUGCUGAUUGUUGUCACCCAGUCCCACCUCAUCAUCCACAACCUGUUUGAAGGAAUGAUCUGGUUCAUUGUCCCCAUCUCCUGUGUGAUCUGCAAUGACAUCAUGGCCUACAUGUUCGGGUUCUUCUUCGGCCGCACGCCGCUCAUCAAGCUCUCCCCAAAGAAGACCUGGGAGGGUUUUAUUGGAGGAUUUUUUUCCACCGUUCUGUUUGGAUUGCUGCUGUCCUACGUGAUGUCUGGCUAUCGCUGCUUCACCUGCCCCGUGGAGUUCAACAACGACACCAACAGCUUCACCGUGGACUGUGAGCCCUCGGAGCUGUUCCAGCUGCAGGAGUACAACAUCCCCGUGGUGCUGCAGUCUGUGGUGGGCUGGAAGACCGUGCGGAUGUACCCCUUCCAGAUCCACAGCAUCGCCCUCUCCACCUUCGCCUCCCUCAUCGGGCCCUUCGGGGGUUUCUUUGCCAGUGGCUUUAAGAGGGCCUUCAAAAUCAAGGACUUUGCCAACACCAUCCCGGGGCACGGGGGGAUCAUGGAUCGCUUCGACUGCCAGUACCUGAUGGCCACCUUUGUCAACGUGUACAUCGCCAGCUUCAUCAGGGGCCCCAACCCAAGCAAACUGAUCCAGCAGUUCCUGACCCUGAGGCCAGACCAGCAGCUCCACAUCUUCAACACGCUCAAAGCACACCUGGUGGACAGGGGAGUUUUGGGGAGCCUGGAGGAUGCAUAGACAGCAGGUGGUUGGAACAGGACUGAGAACAGGCCUCCUCCAGGGAAUUCCUGGCUUGCCUGAUUUAAGACAAUAACAAGGCCUCAUUUCACUGUAACUUUUCUUCCUUUCUUGGUAAAUGUUUGCAUUUGUGGUUUAUUUUUUUUUUAAUAAUAUAUUUAUAGAGCUUUGGUUCAAAUGAGCAAAUCUUGGGUUUGUAGCUGAGAAGGAGUUCAGGCUUGGAAGAACUGUUGGGUGGAGCAGGAGGGUGUGACUGUCCUGCUGGACUGUUCUGAACCCUCGGGGUGUGUGGGCAGAGAUGAACUUUCCUGGGAGUGGGUUUGGCAGGGAAUGCAGAGCCUGGGGGCUGUGUUCUCCCCUGGCCUUCCUGCUCAGGGCGGCACCUCUGGGCACCCUCCUCCUCUCCAGGGACAACUGGGAGUGCACUGGGAAUUGUCCCAGCAGUUCCUGCCUGUGGGAAUCUCCUUGCACAAGGAUCUUGUACUAACCCAGCCCCGUUUCCUCUGCCCAGCCCUGCACCUGCAGCUGCUCUCACCUGUUGCUUCUGCAGAGCCUCUCACAUUCCCUCCCUUCAGGCCUGAUGUUUUGGCAAAUCAGAUUUUUGUAACCAGUUAAACCAGAAACAGACUGGGGAUGAGGAGUCAAGGAAGUGGCAGUUGUGUGUGGGAAUGUGGGAGGUUCAGAUUCUUCCAAAACUGAUGGAAGUAAAUAAGUUUUAAAGAACGUUGAAGUUUCAUUGAGCAAUUCCUGCCAAGUGAGAACAACUUCUGAAUAGCUUGAUUUGUCUUUCCCCCAUUAAAUAACCUUUAAAAACCACACUUCUUCAUUUAUCCAAGGUUGGAAACCCCACACUGGGAUAUUUGAAGUAACCCGGGGAGCAGUUUCCAGCCAGUUUCUUCGCUGGGUGGGCUCCAGCUGCAGCUGGGGGUUUUGUUUUCUUUCAGGGAUCAUGUCUGUUUGUUACUUGAGUUGUAGAAGUCGUGCUGCUGAGUUUACCAUGGUCUGUGUUGCAUUUCAGUCUGGGUUCAUUUCUCUGCAGGCUUCUGUCCUGCUUCGCUCGCUGAAUCUUGUCAGAAAUAGUUUGUACUUUAGAGCCACAAGUUUUAUCAAAGUCCUUUCCUUUAUUUUGUCAUACUUUUUUAUUAUUUAAAAAUGAGAGUCCUAAAGAUUUGAACUUUCCUUUUUUUUUUUUUUUUAUCAGAUAGUGAAAAUAUCCCUGUUUACACCUCAUGCAAUGUUUCCAAACAUGAGGUGACUCUGAUUUUCCUUCUUUCCAUAGUUUAUGCAUGGGAGAGAGAAACUUUACCUUAUUUUAACCUGGGGAACGAGUGACAGGGAGAGCUCACACAGGAGUACAUUGGUGUUUUCAAGCAGUUGCUGCCACAAACUUUUAGCCACAAAGCCCCCAUGUGAGACCUGCACCUGCUGUGAGCUGGCUUGGCAUCAACAGAAAAUAAACCACCUGAAAAUACACCCCAAAUUCAGAGCUUUUACUCCAUAUUCUGAUUAUGCCACUGCUUGCAGUUACCUGAGUGUGUGUAAAUACACAGGUCCCAGCCUCUCUUCUGCAUUUCUGCAGGCCUGUGCUGGGCUCUGCUCUGCCUCCCUGAGCAGGAGCCCAGGUCUGUGCUCCAAAUGCAGGUGUUUGAUGGAAAGCACAGGCUGCACAGAAGGCUCUGUUCUUCCAAAGUAUUUUCAAUUGGUGCUGGCAAAAUUCUGCACUGAGUUCAGGAUUUGGUUUGGUGUUCAUAGAGAUUUUUCCAGGUUCAGGACACCGUUCCCUUCCAGCUUGAAUUAGGCAGAGGUUUAUUUUCUGUUGAUGGAACACAUUUUGGUCCAAGCCCCUGAUACAGAAAUUGCAGAGGAGAAUCAGGGUGCUUCCAUCUGGCAUUGCCCAGGGACAAUAUUUGGGCUGUGUUUAAUGAGGGUUUGCCUGAGUUCAGCGAGGCAGGAGCACCCAUGGGAGCAUGGGUUGGAGUGCCCUGGGGGGCAGGAGCACCCUGGGGUGGUGCUGGUCUGGAUUUUCCCUGCCCAUUGCCAGAAUCCCUUGUUGUGGCUGUUGGGUCACAGGCAGAAGUGACAGUGUUGAUAAAUAUUACCAUGGUGUGCUCUGUUCAUAGAAGUUUCUUCCGUGGGUCUUUAGUCUCCUGCUCGUCUGCUUUAAACCUUUUGUUCCUCUUCUGUUGUAAUCAGUGGGGCAAAGCUUUGCUGCAGGCUCUGGUUUGGGGCAGGUCUGGGCCUUUCCCGGGGGUGUAAAUGCUGGAUGUGGGCACUGGAGGGCAAAGCAGUUCCACGGAAUUGCUGUGAGAGGAGCAGCAGCAGCAGCUCUGCCUGUGGGUGGCUUCCCUGCUCAGACAAUUCCCUGAUCAGAAAUGCCCUGGUCAGCUUUAUUCCUGCUUCCUCCCUUCCCAGCCUGGGCUGAUCUUCACGGGAAAAGCUGCCUGGGAAGGGUUUCCAGCAUGGAAGCUCAUUAAAGUGAGUGGGAACAGUGGAUGCAGGGAGGAAGGGAGGGAGGUGGGCGUUGUUGGGAUUGUUUGCAAGUUGUGCAGCUGAACUCACAGGAUCAGGAGCUGGAUCCUGGGUUUGGAUUGGAGAGGGCCUUAAAAUCUUGUUCCACCUCCUUUGCCAUGGGCAGGGAAUCUCUCCUCCAAGUCUGAUCCUGAGCACUGCCAGGGAUGGGGAGUUUGUGACUCCCCGAGGAGAGAUGAAAAGCUGCCGUUCCUGGCUUUGGCUGUUUCUGAGGGCGGAGCUGUUGCCCAGGGAUGUGCAGCAGCACACAUGGCCCUGCAGGACCCUGGGGAUGCUGCAGCUCUCGGGAAUUUCUGUGUGGAGGGGCCAGAGUGACCCCAGGGAUGGUGGAUGAGGAGAGACGGGGGAAGUUCUGCAGCUGCAGGGCUCGAGCUCAGUGGGGCACACAAAAAAAAAUUAUUCACAGCAGGCUCCAGCAGCAGGGAAGCUUCAAAGGGAAGAGCAGAGCAAGAAAGGGGAGGUGGUGCCAGCUGGGAUGUGUGGAAGGAUUUGCCUGGUGCAAAGGGAGCCACCUCUGCACCAGUGUCACUGAGCAGGCAGGGGGGUGACAGUGCCCCUGGGCAUGGCCCUGGGAAGCUGCUGGGCUGUGCUGGGCAGGGCACUGGGCACCCCCAGGGUUUGUUUUUUAGGGGCUGGUUGGGUUGGACACGGGUUUGACCCACAGGUGCCUGUGGACACCUCAGUGGGAAUUUGCUUUUCCUGCCUGGCUGUGGCCCAGGGGAGGCUGCAGUGGGAGGCAGGGCCAGCCCAGGCUCGGGGAAGCACCAGGCCUGGGUUCUGCAGCCAUGCUGUGGGAUCAGCCUGAGUUAAACAGGCAUUGCCAGGGUUAAACAGGCAUUCCCAGGGUUAAACAGGCAUUCCCAGAGUUAAACAGGCAUUCCUAGGGUUAAACAGAAUUCCCAGGGUUAAACAGAAUUCUUUGGGUUAAACAGGUAUUCCCAGGGUUAAGCAGAAUUCCCAGAGUUAAGCAGAAUUCCCUGGGUUAAACAGAAUUCUUUGGGUUAAACAGAAUUCCCAGGGUUAAACAGAAUUCUUUGGGUUAAACAAGUAUUCCUAGGGUUAAGCAGAAUUCCCUGGGUUAAACACAAUUCCCUGGGUUAAGCAGAAUUCCCUGGGUUAAGCAGAAUUCCCUGGGCUCAGCAGUGCCCCUGAGCUGAGGACAGCUCUCCUGUGGCUGGUGGAGUUGGGAUCCUGCAGCAUCCCCCGAGCUCGGCUGUGGAAUCCCAGUGUCUCAUCCCAGGGAAUGUCCCCUGUGUCCCCUGUGUGCAGUGAGCCCCCCAAGCCUGGCUGGGGGGGCUCCUGCCCUCUGCCCCUUCCCCCUGCGUGUGCUGGGAGCAGGGCAGGGCUGUGUGUGCCCAUCCAGCCCCUCCUGGGGACAGCUCAGUCCCAAAGGCUGCGCAUGGAAGCCCCGGGGUGGCAGCUCCGUGCUCCUUAAUCCCUGUGCAAUCCCUGAUCUCCAGCCUGUCCCCACCUCUGGCUUCUUUCUCUGUGUAUUGUUCUUUUGAUUCCAGUUUUAGCUACACACUUAGAGUUGCCUUUCUUUGACCGAAUGUUUGAAUGUGAAAUAUUGUAUAUUUUAAAGUAUUUACCCUAUUUAUAUACUGUAUGUUACUGUUAAAUAAAUAUAAAUUCCAUUA